GUACCCAAACUAUAAAUUCGAUUACUCUAUCACUACUUUCACAAAUAUUCGUCACAGAUAUUUUGCUCGAAGAGCUUGGACUUUAACUUAUGCAAAAUAAGGCAACCACGGGAACCAUGGCCUGCCACGUGGUGGCAAUGCCCUAUCCAGGUAGAAGCCAUAUCAACGCCGUGAUGAACUUGUGCAAGCAGCUGUCCUCUCGGGUCAAAUACGACAUCCUCAUCACCUUCGUCGUAACGGAGGAGUGGUUCGGGUUGAUCGGGUCGGAUCCGAAGCCCGAUAACAUCCGAUUUGCCACCAUACCCAAUGUCGUGCCCUCCGAGCAUGUACGCGCAGAAGACUUGAGUGGCUUUUUUGAAGCGGUGUCGGCCAAGUUGGAAGCUCCCUUUGAGGAGCUGCUUGAUGGCCUUCAUGGACCUCCGGUGAAGGCUAUCAUAGCUGAUAGCAUAAUGGCUUGGCCCAUCCAUGUUGGGAACAAGAGGAAUAUUCCGGUAGCUUCGUUCUGGCCACUCUCCGCUUCUAUGUUUUCGGUGUUCUAUCACUUUGAUCUUCUCAAACAAAACGGCCAUUACCCAAUUCAAACCCCAGAUACAGAGCGAGACGACACAAUUGUAGACUAUAUACCAGGCAUUUCUACAACUCGUCUCGCAGAUAUAUCAGACCGACUUUUUCACAGUAACAAUGAAAAAAUGAGGGAAUUAAUAACAGAGGCUGUUUCCAAGGUAACCAAAGUACAAUACCUUCUAUCUACUUCGGUGUAUGAGCUUGAAUCACAAGUCUUUGAUGUUUUGGUGCCCAAAUUCUCUUUCCCCAUCUACCCUAUCGGACCUAUCAGUAUUAAUAACCAGUUUCAACUUGAAAAUCCUUCUAAUGACAAUACUAAUAAUAUAAGAAGUGAAACUGUCCCAGAGUACAUACAGUGGCUAGAUUCUCAACCUAAAGUAUCUGUAUUGUACAUCUCGUUUGGGAGUUUUCUUUCAGUGUCAGAUACCCAAUUGGAUGAAAUUGUAGCUGGGAUAGGAACUAGUGGCGUAAGACACAUGUGGGUGGCACGUGAGAAUGUGACAAAGAUUAAAGAUGGUUGUGGUGAUGUGGGGUUUGUGGUGCCUUGGUGUGAACAAUUGAGGGUGUUGUGUCAUCCUUCUAUUGGUGGAUUUUGGACUCAUUGUGGGUGGAAUUCUACUUUGGAAGCUAUUUAUGCUGGGGUUCCAAUGUUGACUUUUCCUAUAACUGCAGACCAACAUUCUAAUAGUAAGCAAAUUGUUGAGGAAUGGAAGAUUGGAUGUAAGGUUAAUGAUAAGAAAAAGAUAGUAUGUGCAGGGAGUGAAGAAAUAAGUUUAGUAAGAAGAGAUGAGAUUUCGGAACUUGCCAAGGAAUUCAUGGAUCCAGAAAGCAAUGACACAAAACUGAUGAGAAACAGAGUCAAAGAACUUCAAAAAUCAUGUCAACUAGCAAACUCCAAAGGGGGUUCAUCCCACAAAAAUCUUGAUGCUUUUAUUGAGAACAUUUCACCAAGCAAUUCAGAGACAUAAGUUAGUAGUACGUUGUUCUGAGAUAAAGCUAUGAGUUAUGUUGACAAAUUUGUAAUCGUCAUUGUUUGCAUUUUCACAUUUCUUUAGUUUUUUUAUAUCAAGAAGGAAACAACUUAUUUUGGAUUUGCCAUUAUAUGCAGAUCACCAUCAUGCUCUGUAAGUACAAUUCAUUAUAUUUUAUUACUCUU
Humulus lupulus (European hop) is the source of this 1720-nucleotide messenger RNA. RefSeq names its product UDP-glycosyltransferase 87A1-like. Lineage: Eukaryota; Viridiplantae; Streptophyta; Magnoliopsida; Rosales; Cannabaceae. The record is from RefSeq and is a predicted model, not a curated record. Gene Ontology annotation, molecular function: UDP-glycosyltransferase activity. The coding region runs from base 90 to 1532 and encodes 480 amino acids. The transcript is spliced from 3 exons.